Molecule: messenger RNA, 10850 nt
Organism: Drosophila subobscura
Lineage: Eukaryota; Metazoa; Arthropoda; Insecta; Diptera; Drosophilidae
Gene: dom
Product: helicase domino
Exons: 16
Coding region: 217-10143 (3308 amino acids)
Cellular component (GO): Swr1 complex
Molecular function (GO): ATP hydrolysis activity; ATP-dependent chromatin remodeler activity; histone binding
Source: RefSeq, a predicted model, not a curated record
CACACUACAAAUGUCUCUCAAAAAUUGUGCGCACGCUUUUCCGCAGAAAAAAUAAUUUAAUUUUAGUUUUUAGAGCGGAAAAUACGGUUUAAUUUUGUGAUAAUCGAGUGCGGCACGAUAUUUACAACGCGUCCGCAUAACUUUUCUGCAAGGAUGCAUCGCAGAGAUGUGGAUAUUUUGUGAUUAAAAAUUCUCCCCAUCUGAGAUGUCUCAAACAUGAAUGAAGGUAAUUCAGCAGGAGGGGGGCAUGAAGGGCUAAGCCCGGCCCCUCCUGCUGUGCCAGACCGCGUAACUUUACACUCUACGGAAAAAUCAGUUGCCCACCCAAAAUUGAACACAACUACAACUGCGGCUACAACAACAACAACAGUGACUAGCAAUAGAACAUCAGCAGCAGCCCUACCGGCUUCCCGCUAUUCAGCGCAACCGAAAGGAGUCCGCAGCAUCAGUAGACAACACCAACAGCAGCAGCUGCCCAGUGCGCAGCUGCCUGUGCCGCUGUCGCCCUUGCCGCCACAACAGCAAACGACAGAGGCAACGGCAGCCACGCCAGUAGCAGCACCACCUUCCAGCACACUCAUCUCAUCCGCCUACUCCGCCACCACGAGCAUCAUAGAAGCCUCCGCCUCGCCGCCGCAGGCCAAGCGUCAGCGUUUGGACAACAGUCCGAACUCGAGUCAGGCGAGCAGCAUUGUCGGGAGUGCCAGCAGCAAUAUCGUUGGCUCCCUGCUGCCGGCUUCUGUGGCCUCCAGCAGCGAAGUCGGUGGGGUAUCUUCGGAAGCCCUGCAGGACUCGAAUGCACUCAAGAAGCGCAUUCUGCAGCAGAAAUUGCAAAUUUUGCGUACUCUUAAGGAAAGACAUCUUGAAAAUGUGUCCGAAUACUUUUACCUACAAAACGGCGGCAGUAUGAUGGACUACCCUGCGUGGCGUAAAAAGACACCAACCCCGCAAUUCAUCAGCUACAGCAAUGCAAAUCGUAUAGAUCAGCUGGUACACGAGGAGAAACCGAGCACGUCAGCGGCAGCCGGCGCGGCUCAAUCCCAAGGAAUACCAACGCAACAAGCAAGAGUGGAGACGACGCUAACGGUGGUUAGCGGAACAAGCAGCACAGGGACGACUGUACAACAGGUGCACGGAAGCAACAAUAGCACAGCGAAAACGAAUACGCAAUCUCAAUUGCCAGAAAAGAUUGGCAGCAACACAACGAUCACUCCCGCAGCGAUAGCAGCAACAGCAAGCCAGUCGAGUAACAGAAGCAGCAGUAGUCCCGCCGCAGCUGCAGCCACAGCGGCAAGCAGUAUAUCUAACACCACAAGCAGCAGUGUAGUCGAGGCAAGCGGUAAUGUUCAUCCACCGGAGGCGGAGAUCAAGAUUCCAGCAGUGGGCGCCACACCAGUGGCCAUUUCGACAAAACUACCCGCCGCUGUUGUCCAGUUAACGCAGCAAGGUCACAUACCCGGUAGACCUUUAGGAGGUCGUCACGGUAUGGUAUUCGGUCAAAUACCCGCUCCUCCUGCUGCCGUAGGAAAUUCUUCUGUACCUUUGGUGCCAGGUGGUACUCCGCUGGUACCCUGCAGUACCGCAGUCGGUUCGACGACUCUCCGACGCACCCAGAGUCACAAUAAUGCCGCAAGUGGAAGUGGAAGUGCAGCCGCCGCAACGGCAGCCACAUCAACGACGCCGCUGUACACGGGUAAUGGUCCGACGAGCAGCGGCAGUGGAGCCAUCACGCCCGGCACUCCAAGUGGAAGCCUGCUUAGCCCAGGCCUUGCCCUGGCUGGCGUGGGCACACCGACCAGUGCGGCGCAAGAGUUUUCGUUUAAGGCCAAGCAGGAGGUGUACGUGAUGCAGCGUAUAUCCGAACUACAGCGAGAGGGAUUAUGGACUGAACGGCGGCUGCCAAAGCUGCAGGAGCCGAGCCGACCGAAGGCGCACUGGGACUACCUUCUCGAGGAGAUGACCUGGCUGGCGGCUGAUUUCGCCCAGGAGCGCAAAUGGAAGAAGAAUGCGGCUAAGAAGUGCGCCAAGAUGGUUCAAAAGUACUUCCAGGAGAAGGCGAAUGCGGCCCAGCGGGCCGAGAAGGCCCAAGAGCUGCACCUGAAGCGAGUGGCCUCCUUUAUUGCCCGCGAGGUGAAGCGCUUCUGGACGAAUGUGGAAAAGUUGGUGGAGUACAAGCACCAGACGAAGAUCGAAGAGAAACGCAAGCAGGCCCUCGAUCAGCAUCUCAACUUCAUUGUCGGCCAGACCGAGAAGUUCUCCCAACAGUUGGUGGAGGGCAUGAACAAGAGCAUGGCGGCCGACACACCCAGCCUCAGCCUCAAUUCCAGCCGCCUUACCUCGCCCAAGCGGGAGUCUGAUGUUGAGUUUCGACCAGAGUCUGGCUCUGAGGAUGAUGAGGAGACUAUUGCCAAGGCGGAGGAGGAGGCGGCGGACGUCAAUGAGGAGGUGAAGGCUCUCGCCAAGGAAUCGGAAAUGGAUUUCGAUGAUUUCCUGAACGAUUUGCCCCCCGGAUAUCUGGACAAUCGUGAUAAGCUCAUUAAGGAGGAGGAGCAUACCAGCGCUGCGGUGAACACGGAGGCUGUCGGCGAGGAGGGCGAGGACAGUAACGACAGUGAGUUUGAGGCGAAGGAGGCAAGCGAAGACGAUGAGAACACCAUCAGCAAGCAGGAGGAGGCCGAGCAGGAGAUCGAUCACCAAAGGGAGAUCGAUGAGCUGGAGGCCGACAAUGACCUGCCGGUUGAGCAGCUGCUGAAGAAGUACAAGUCUGGCAGAAUCAGUGAUCAGCCGCCCAGUCCCAAGCGACGAAAGCUGGAGCCUCGUGGCGCCUCAGAACUCGAUUCGGAUGACGACUCGACGGCAGUGGAUGAUGAGUCUACCGAUAACAGCGAUGUAGAUGCCAGCGAAGAGGAUGACGACGAAGAUCUAUCCACAAAUGAAACCGAAACUGAAGUGGAUGAGGAAGAUCAGGAAGAUGGCCUCAAGAGUCUGUUGACAGAUGAGACCGCCGAAGCGGGUGGAGCAGGAGCGUUAACAGCUGGCAAUGCCAGUGCAGCUGAUGCUACUGCUGGGGCUAAUAAAGACGACAUGCUCAAUGAUGCCGCCGCUCUCGCCGAGAGUCUCCAGCCCAAGGGCAACACCCUGUCAUCCACCAAUGUGGUCACUCCUGUGCCCUUCCUGCUCAAGCAUACGCUGCGCGAGUAUCAGCACAUCGGACUGGAUUGGCUGGUCACGAUGAACGAGCGCAAGCUGAAUGGCAUCCUGGCCGAUGAGAUGGGGCUGGGGAAGACCAUUCAAACGAUUGCCCUACUGGCUCACCUUGCCUGCGCCAGGGGCAACUGGGGACCGCAUCUGAUUGUGGUGCCAUCGUCUGUGAUGCUCAAUUGGGAGAUGGAGUUCAAGAAGUGGUGUCCCGGCUUCAAGAUACUCACCUACUACGGUUCCCAGAAGGAGCGCAAGCUGAAGCGCGUCGGGUGGACCAAGCCCAACGCCUUUCACGUCUGCAUUACCUCCUACAAGCUGGUCGUCCAGGAUCAGCAGAGUUUUCGCCGCAAAAAGUGGAAAUAUCUUAUCCUCGACGAGGCCCAAAACAUCAAGAACUUCAAGUCGCAGCGGUGGCAGCUGCUGCUCAACUUUUCCACAGAGAGACGCCUGUUGUUGACGGGAACCCCGCUGCAGAAUGACCUAAUGGAGCUGUGGUCUCUGAUGCAUUUCCUCAUGCCCUAUGUGUUCUCCUCUCACCGCGAGUUCAAGGAGUGGUUCUCCAAUCCGAUGACCGGCAUGAUCGAGGGAAACAUGGAAUACAACGAGACUCUGAUAACGCGUCUGCACAAGGUGAUUCGUCCGUUCCUGCUGCGACGCCUCAAGAAGGAGGUGGAGAAGCAAAUGCCAAAGAAGUACGAGCAUGUGGUCAUGUGCCGUCUGUCGAAUCGCCAGCGCUAUCUGUACGAGGAUUUCAUGAGUCGCUCCAAAACGAGGGAAACCCUGCAGACGGGCAAUCUACUGAGCGUAAUCAAUGUGCUGAUGCAGCUGCGGAAGGUGUGCAAUCAUCCGAACAUGUUUGAAGUGCGUCCCAUCAUAUCGCCGUUUCAAAUGGAGGGCAUCACAUUUCACACGCCGCGUCUCGUCUGCGACAUUAUGGAGUAUGAUCCGUUCACGCAAAUCAAUCUGGAAACUGUGAAUCUCUUGCUGUUGCAUCUGGAGGAAACAUUGACCGCAUACGUGUCGCACAAGUGCCGCCUGCUCGCACCGCCACGCAAGCUGAUCGAGGAGAUCGACAGCGCCCCACAGCCGCCACCGCGCUGCCCCAAUGGCAAGUACCGGUUCCACAUACGAGUGCGAAGUGCGGAGCUGGCCCAACGGCUCAAAUUUAAUGCGGUGCGAGUGGGCGCCAGUCCGUCCAUGCGGCUGGAGGGCUCCAAAAUUGUGCCAAUGAGUAGCCUCUUGCCCAGUGGACGGUUCUUGAAGCGUGUCAGUGGCUCCAUUAACCCCAUUAAUAUGUCCCUCAAGCCGGUUGUGAUCAACAGCUGUUUAGUGACAACGACUACGCCGCCGACGACAACGACGACGCCGAUGGGAUUGACAUCCUCUCCAGGGGCAUCGCUAAACGUCUUGGCCAACUCGAAGAUGCUAAGCGCACGCUCCCAUAUGAAUGCCCCCACGCCAGCCAAGGUGGCAAAGACGAUGCAGGAUGGAAAACCCUUUUUCUACCUCACGCCAGCCACAAGUGCCGGAGGAGCUGGUGCCCGCUUGACUCUCACCAGCAAGACAUCGUCGUCGCCAUCGUCUGUCGCACCGACCGUUGUAACGUCCGCCAGCAGCAUAACGGGGUCAUCGGCCACGGGUACAGUAUUAACAUCUCAGCAGCUAACCAAGGAGCCCAUUUUAAGGGAUCUGGCCACGCAUGUGAAAAGCACGGCGGAGAAGAAGGCCAUAGCCAAUGGGAGCACAGAGUAUGAGGAGCAGGAUGAGGAGGAAGCAGAAGAUCCCUACAAAGUGCAGGAACUCAUACAGAUGCGCAAGGAGCAGCGUCUGGCCUCGCUCAAGCGCAUGGCCACGAUCAAUCGUCGGCGCACCGACGCCACUCCCAUCUACGGCGCAGACUGCCGCGUGGCCAUCCAGCGAUGCAUGCAGUCGACACGCACCCUGCGACGUUCCACCUGGCAGACUCGGGGCUUUUCCAACUGCUGCACGGCGAUGGUCCAUCGCGACGGCUGGUCCCUUAAUCACCUGCUCAAGACCUUUGAGCAGAGGUGUGCGGAAUUAGCUCCGAUCUUUAGCAACUUUGUGAUUUAUGUUCCUUCGGUGUGUGCGCCGUUAAUCCGUCGAUACGUCCAGAAUCUAUCCUCCACGCACUGGCAGUGCGAGCGGCAGAUCGAGAACAGGGUGGGGCAGGCCCUGCUGCCAAAGCUGGCCCUUCUGCAUCCAAUUAUCUCGGCGAUGACCACACAGUUUCCGGAUCCGCGGCUCAUUCAGUAUGACUGCGGCAAGCUGCAGACCCUGGAUCGUCUGCUAAGGCAGCUGAAGGUCGACGGCCAUCGUGUGCUGAUAUUCACCCAGAUGACCAAGAUGCUGGACGUGCUGGAGGCCUUCCUCAACCACCAUGGUCACAUCUACCUGCGACUAGAUGGCUCGACGCGCGUCGAGCAGCGUCAGAUCCUCAUGGAGCGCUUUAACGGGGACAAGCGGAUAUUCUGUUUCAUUCUAUCCACACGAUCGGGCGGCGUUGGCAUCAAUCUGACUGGCGCCGAUACUGUCAUCUUCUACGACUCGGACUGGAAUCCCACCAUGGAUGCCCAGGCACAGGAUCGUUGCCAUCGCAUUGGGCAAACACGCGACGUGCACAUAUAUCGCCUUGUGUCCGAGAAGACCAUUGAGGUGAACAUACUGAAGAAGGCCAAUCAGAAGCGAAUGCUUAGCGACAUGGCCAUCGAGGGGGGCAACUUCACCACGACCUUCUUCAAGAGCUCCACCAUCAAAGAUCUCUUCACAAUGGACCAGACCGAGCAGGACGAGACCACCACGCCUCCCCAGGAAGUCAUCAAGUCCGAGGAGAAGAUUGUCACGACAACGACGGCGACGACGACCGCGACCGCCGUUGUGGAAACGGAGAAACAGUCGCUGCGAGCAUUUGAGCAUGCUCUUGCCGCCGCCGAGGAUGAGCAGGAUGUGCUGGCCACCAAGACGGCCAAGGCCGAGGUGGCCGCAGAUCUGGCCGAGUUCGAUGAGAAUAUUCCCAUUGCGGAUGAUGCCAACGCUGAGGCAGUCGCCGGCUCCUCUCAGGUUGAGAUGAGCAAGGCCGAUCUGGACAUGCAGAAUCUUGUCAAGCAGCUGUCGCCGGUGGAACGCUAUGCCAUGCGCUUCGUGGAGGCUACUGGAGCUGCCUGGACGGCGGAACAACUGCGUGCCGCGGAGGCCGAGCUGGAGGCACAGAAGCGGGAAUGGGAGGCCAAUCGACUGGCUGUUAUGCAGAAGGAGGAGGAGCUGCUAAAGCCGGAAGCCGAGCCGGAGGAGCUGCUCACCUACAGUCGCAAGGAUUCGAGUAAUCAGGUCUGGAUAUCACGCAACACCAUGGAACAGAUGCCGAUGUGGUGCCCGCCCACGCCACCGCAGGACAAUGAUAACGAUAUCUACAUCGACCACUCGCUGUCGUUUAUGUACGACCUAGUGCCCAUCGCGGAGCUGGACCUGCCGCCCGUCUACGUGCGCAAGGAGAACAAACGGUCGCGCUCCGAGGCCGGCUACGACGGCAAUCGGCGACCCAACAAAAUGCGACGGGAGGACAACUGUGCGCCGCCCAAGUCGCUUUUCGAUCGUCCCACGCCGCAGCUGUCGCGGCUGCGUCGUGAACUGAAGAACCAGCGCUUCCGCGGCAGCUUUAAGCCCAACUCCCCCGUGCUGGGCAUGAAACCACAGGUGCCCGUCAAGCCACUGACCGAGCCGGAGGCCAUGAGCGAGUGGUGCAUCUUCGAGGACAUUGCCAUACUGCACGUGCUGGUCAAUCUGCAGGGCCUGCCCUGCAGCCUUGUCCAGCUGGCGCCUGGCCAGACGCCCAACUGGGACCUCGUCUCGGAGAUGGUCAAUUUCUGCUCGAAGACGUACCGCUCGGCCAGGCAGUGCCGCUACCGCUACGAGACCCACAUUCAGCCGCGUGAGGAGGGCAAGGUGGUGGAGAGUCCCAAGAAGCAGAAAAAGCUCAAGCCCACCCUGCGCACCGAGUACCUCAAGAGCCCGCUGCGCUAUCUGCGCACCACCCAGCUCUAUGCCAGCGACAACAACGCCUCCUUCUACAAGGUCAUGCGUUCCAGAUUCGACAGCAUCAAGACGGCCUACCUGAAGAAGGCACCACCCCCGAAGCGGCAGUUCAGUGCCCCCAGCCUGAUGAAUCCCAAGCACAUGGAGGUACUGCAGGAGUUUGGCAUACAGAACUACGACCAGCCCGUGCCUCCGCAGAAUAUUGCGGCGAUGAAGGCCAAUAAGAUCCGCGAGAAGCAACGUGGUGGUCAGCAGUUGCCGCCGCCACAGUCUCAACAGCAGCAGCAGCAACAACAUCAGCAACAACAGCAGCAGCAACAACAGCAGCAACAACAUCAACCGCAGCAACAGCAGCAGGCGCCGCAAAUCCCACAGCAGCCCCAGCAGCAACAACAACAGCAGCAGCAACAGCAGCUGGCCAUAGCUCCACCCGUUCCCCAAACACUGCCCGUACAACAGCAGCAGCAGCAACAACAGACUGUGGAACUGGUGCAGCAACAGCAGCAGCCCAUCAACGCAAACACAACGGUGUCGGUUCCCUCCGCCGGGCAGCUGCAGCAGUUGCAAAUCCAGCACCUAACCAGCGCCAACGUUUCGCCCGGCCAACAGACAGCCAUUCUGCUGCACCAGCCUCAGCAGCAGCUGCGCACCCACCCGGCACAAGGACCGCAGUCCACCACGCAGCAGCUGGUGAAGACAAUUGUGGGAAGCUCUUCCAACCUGACGGCUGGACAGCUGCAGCAGCUGGCCCAACAGUCGGCCGCUGCCAACCCGGGCCAAUCCAGCGUCAGUGUGGUGCUGACAACGCCCGUGCAAAGCUUGCCGUCCGUUGUUCAGACGCAGUCUGGGUCCGCAGCUCAGAUCGUGUCCAUAUCGUCCCAGACAACGCUCCCGGUAAACAGUGCCCCCCAACUGGGAAGCAUUGUGCAGACCCAGAGCCUGCCCCAGGUCGUCUCCGUCAGCACACUGCCCACUGUGGGCUCCGUGCUGACUACCACUGCCAAUCAGCAGCAGCAACAGCAGCAGCAGACCACGUCUGUGACCACCCUGAACACCGCCAUGCUGCGAGGUCAGCGCAUUGUGUCCGCCUCCACGGGAAACACGCUGCAGCAGCGCACAAAUGCAGCCGGACAGUCGAUUGUGUCCAUGCCCAAUCUCGGCCAGGGCGUCAGUCCCGCCCAGUUCCAGACGCAGCUUCGUCUGGCCGCAGUGCCCACAUCCCCAGCCACACAGACGCAGCUGGUGACUGCCAAGGGCAUUCCGGUGACUGCCCUUCAGCAGGGCGGCAAAACAACGGUCAUUCCGGGCACCCAGCAGCCAGGAGGUGCGCACAUCCAGCUGUAUCGCCAGCGCAGCCUGAAGGUGUUGCAAACGCAGCCGGCUCCCGGUGGCGGGGCAGCUGGCGGCGGAGUAGCCACCGCCAAUCUGGUGCAGACUGCGGGCACCAUAAUCCAGGCCAGCGGCAUGCCCACCCAUGUGACCAGCCAGAAGGUUGCCGUCUCAGGAAUGCCGGGAGCUGGCACCGUGCAGGCGGGCAACGUCGUUAGCAGUGUUCAAAUGCACGGCCAGGCCCGGACGCAGUUCAUCAAGCAAAUGGCCAGCAAGCAGGGACUGCAGCGUCAGGUGAUAUCAGCGGACGGCAGCACCACUUCGGCGGGGGCCGGAGAUAUGCUUCUGGUCAAGCGACACAACAUUUUGGCCGCCCAGAAGGCCCAGCAAGCUACGGGCGCCCUUUUCACCACCACAACAGCCGCUCAGCAACAGCAGGGACAGCCUCAGCAGGUCACCCAGCAGCAGAUUGCAUCGCUGGUGAAGGCCUCCACGGCGGCGGCCGCCAGCGGGAGUAGCGUGAGCGCGGGAGGAGUCACCGUCUCGGCCACGGGACCGACCGUGCAGGCAGGCAGCGUGAAUAUCCCCCUGCCGCAGCUGAAGCCCGGAAGCCAGAUCAAGGUUACCAUGCCCAACCAGAUGCGGCAUCUGCAGAUGCAGCAACAGCUGACGAUGCCGCGCAAGAUCAGCCGAAUGACGCAGCUAGUCAGCGCCAGCGGCCAGCCAACGGCCACCAACAUUGUGUCCGGUCCACAGCCACAACAGCAGCAACAGCAGCAGUCGGGGGGCGUGACCGUGUCCGGUGGAGGAACGCUGCCAACGGUUGCCGGCCAACAGCAGCAACAGAAGGUGACUACCACCGGUGGAGGCAGUGUCCAGGCACAGCUGCUGCACAUUCAGAACACCAAGACGCUGCCCAGCUCGGUGACGGUGCAGCAGAUCCAACAGGUGAUGCGCAGCGGGCAGCAGGGGACGCUGGCCACCACUAAUCUGGUGCUGGGCAAGACAAGUGUCGGACGGGUAAUUCCCGUGUCGGUGGCCUCGCAGGCUAAUCAGCGCCAGACCAUCCAGGUGGUAUCGGCCGCCUCUGCCCAGGCCCUUGCUGCCGGCAAUUUGCGCACUCACGUGGGUAGUCCGGGCAUUGCCAGCACCCUGAAAGUGGCGGCUGGGGGCCAGACCACGCAGCAAACUCUGAUUGCUGCCCUUCAGCACAAUCAGCGGCAAAAUGCUAGUCCCGUCCGACUCCAGACCACUGCCGGUGGAAAUCUUCUGGCAGUUGUCCAGCAGCAGCAGCAACAACAGCAGCAACAACAACAGCAGCAGCAGCAGCAACAACAACAACAACAACAACAACAACAACAACAACAACAGCAGCACACCAGCAUCGCUGGGCCCACAUCAGGGCCAGCUGAGGUGAUGACCAUAACGCAGACCACCACGACCUUGCCAACGGUGAGCGGUAUGCAGCAGCAGCAGCAGCAGGGCGGCGUGUCACAACCCACAACGCAACAGGUACGCAAGCUGGUGCAGAAAAAGAUCAUGAUCCGCAGCGAGAAAGAAUAACAUUUAGCGCAUUGUCGAUCGCAAAGAGCCGCCAGGCCUCGCAAUCGGCGGAGCAUCUCGAGCAUCACCUCCACCGUCGCUUCCACAAACACCUCCAACUCGAACUCGAACUCAACCUCAAACUCGAACUCCAAUUCCCACUACACAACCGCAACCACAACAAGCACAAGCACCACCAACUCAGUCAACUGCCAAUCAAUUUGAAUCUUUCGAACCAAACCAAGUUUCGACCAAAUUCCAAACACUCAUACCACGUCGAUCUUCAUGCAUUCAAUCAAUCAAUCAAUCAGCCAAAUAGUUCAGUCAUUGCUAAAUUGAUCUCAAUUUCUGUCGAUUGGUUUUGCAGCCAUGAGCGAUGGCGAUGGCCGGUCGCUCGACAUCUGUUGUGGAUAAUGGGGAGAAAAUCGUGCUGAUGACGAUGACGAUCGCUUCAAUCAGCUCGGGGCGUGGCCACCGUUUUAAUUUUACCAAUCAUAGUGUACCGUAGCCCUAUUUUAAUACGCAACUACUCUUAACGACCUAUAGUAAUUACUGGCAAACUGCCUGCUUUAAAUAUAACUUGUAAAAUAUUAGCCCUCUAAGUUAUCCCCUCACCUCUCCGCCGAAUGUACAUUUGCAAAUCCAUCAGAUACUACAUACUACAAACCCAUAAACAUAUAUUUAAGUUUAGACACUAAUUACUUAUGCUUUAGGAUAAAGAACAAAUU